AUGGCCAACAAUCACACCACGUCAGCCACCCUCAAGGCCUUCUCGACGUCGUAUGACGUUACCACGGAGCCCACAGCAACCCGUACCACUGCUACCGACGUCCAGUCGACCUCGGCUGUGAUCCUGGGCUGCAGGGUCCGGGAUGCCGAGACGACGAGGACGACAACGUCGGUGGCGGCCUGCACUCUGGCCCCCAAGAACCCAGCCCGCAGACAUACGAGCAACAGCAUCGACUUCAAAUGCGAGGGCAAGUCGGACAAGACUUACGCCAUCUACUUGAAAGCCAAUUAUCGCGAGGAUGCUGCCAGGCAGCCGAUCAAAGAUCUCCUGGAUAGACGGAAGCAGGAGACUCGUGCAGUCACCGAGGACGGUUCUAACGAGCGACUUUAUUACGAGGUGCGGUCCGAGAAGUUCAAGACGACUUACUUCUACUUUGGGUACAAGAUGUCCGAAGACGUUGCAAAUUGGUUUAAAGGGAGAGAUGAGUCUCGUCCACGGGAUGGGGAGAAGAGCCCUGGAGUGUAUCUGCCGCUGAUUCAAACUCCGCAGAUCUGGAAAGUCUUGUCUGUAGAUAUAGGUGACAGCACAGUAAAAGACUCGAUGUCUACCGAAGAGAGCAGUGGGCUCGAAUACAGAUUUGACUUGAAUGAAGGCUCAAACGACACGUCGCCAUCCCACUCUCAUAUGAAACGAGCAAUCAAAAUCACUUCACAGCAGAAGAAUACGUGGGAGCGCUCCCAGAUAUCGGUGCCACCGGACCGAGAUUGGUACGAAGUGGACGAAGAAGACGACGGCACAUAUGUCGAAAAGUUCGCAGACGGUACCACCAGGUACACUUCUUGGUGGGACGACUCGUACGGUGGCGACCAGACUAUCUAUGUUCUCGACGAGGAUUUCCUUCCCACCCACAAUGAAUUCUCAAACAAUCCACCCAAGGAGAAGCUCAAGACCAACGGUUUUGACCCGCCCUGGGACGGUAAAACAAGCCCCCAUGGAACGGCGGUAGCCGCAUGCGCGGUAGGCAAGGACAUUGGGAUCGCGAAAGAGGCAAGUUGGGUUAUAGCAGGAUUCCAGAAAAAUCAGCACUCAUACCUUGAGAUAAUCGUCAAGGUAGCCGACCAUAUCGACUCAUCGAAGAUCACGCUGGGUACAGCCACAAUGGUCAUGACGACUGGUGUUUUCGCCGAUGACGACGACGACAGGCCCUGGAAGGACUCCAUGCUCCACAUACUCCGCAAGCUCGACUCAGAUCUCAAAACGGUCAUCGCAGUGGCCGCCGGAAAUAAGGACAAGGCUUCAGAUCCGGACACAAUCGAGCAUUGGCCGGCGAGAUUCGGCAUCGACGGGGAAAUUGAAAAUAUGCUCGUUGUUGGGGCAAGCGAUAUCAAUGGCCGGCGUUGGAACCGAAGCCCGGCCGUUCCCAAGAUUGACACUUACGCACCUGGCGUUGACAGCUAUGUGGCGAUUUCAUCCGGGCCAGGAGCAUACGCAGAAAUAUCAGGAACGUCCUUAGCCGCGCCAAGGGUUGCAGGACUGGCGGCGUAUUUCAGAGCGAUACCCUCGGAGUGGGAAGGUUUGGACGAACCGCGGAAUGUCAAGGCUCUCAUCACUAAGCUGCACCGCACGUUCAAACCAGAGCUUAACGAGUUCCGGGGCGAUGGUGCCGAAGAGAAGUGGGAGAACAAGUACCAAGGUGGUGCACCCGAAGAACAGCCCGUCAUCUGGAACGGACAGUCGUUUGACAAGGAGGAUAACCCAACCAAUUGCUUCGAAAACCCCAACAUCCUGCAGUCCUCCGGUAGGAGGAGAGGAAGAUCACGCAAGAGACAGCAGGACGACCAGGAGCCCGAGGGCGCCAGCUGUCCAGCCAUUCCGCGCGACCUCGACCAGCUGCCUCUGCACAACGGCGAGACGAUAGCCCCGAGCAGUCUACAGAUCCCCCCGACGGCGCCCCCGCGGCCGACGUCGUCCAAGACGACGACAGACAUGGGGUGCUGGUGGACGGCGACAGUCACCGAGUGCAACGGGAGCGGCGGCCACAACGCCUGCGUCACGCGGGCCACGUGCACGACGCCCCCGGCCACGGCGUUCCCCACCAUCACCACAGCGCCCAAGCCCACGAUGACCAUACCGGGGAGCACGUGCUUAUCGACCGUGGUGACAGGGUCGUGCAACCUCGGGGUGGGCGCGGGUCACACGGCAUGCGUGGAGAGCACGACGUGCGCGUCGUGGGCGUCGUCGUGGGCGCCGCCGAAGCCGACGGGUGGCUUCUGGCUGUCGUGGGUCAAAGCGGACGGCGAGACGGACAUCGCUGCCGUGGCAGACGACUGGAGCGGCUGCGAGACCCAGCAGAAACGCGGCAGCGUGAUUCAGUACUCGGUCGUCCAGAACACCCGGGACGGGCUGGGCAGCGGCCUGACGCUGCAGAACAACCGCGUCUACCAGCUGUCGACGCUGGCUAUGGCGGGUAACUUCCCCAUGUGCGGAACCGGCACGGGCUUCUACCUGAAUGUGUUCCCCCCGAAGAUUGAUGGCAUUUCAUAUCUGGAUUACCUUCAGUUUGACGGCAUGAACGGCCAAAAUCGUGAGUUCACCGGCUACUGCACUUACACGCCAGAUGGCGACUGGUGUAAGCUGGUCAACUUCUCGCCCAUGUAUCAGCGGGUGUGGCACUGCAUGGUGGAGAACAACCCAGACUGGUGCAGAUCGUUUGAAGUCCCUGUCAAUGUUCCUGGUCCUCCUCCUGAUUCGCCCCCGGACACUCUUGGGCCAUCGUGA
Messenger RNA from Diaporthe amygdali, 2778 nucleotides. RefSeq lists its product as uncharacterized. NCBI's taxonomy places the organism in Eukaryota, Fungi, Ascomycota, Sordariomycetes, Diaporthales, Diaporthaceae. Gene Ontology annotation, molecular function: serine-type endopeptidase activity. The record is from RefSeq and is a predicted model, not a curated record. The coding region runs from base 1 to 2778 and encodes 925 amino acids. The transcript is spliced from 8 exons. Gene Ontology annotation, biological process: proteolysis.